AUGAAGAGAGAGAACCACACCGUGGUGACUGAGUUUAUUUUCCAGGGUUUCUCCAGUUUUCAUGAACACAAGCUCACUCUGUUUGUGGUAUUUCUUGCCUUGUAUCUUUUAACACUGGCUGGCAAUGUCAUUAUUGUGACAAUUAUCAGCAUUGAUCGUCACCUCCAUACUCCCAUGUACUUCUUUCUCAGUAUGCUUUCCACUUCAGAGACCACAUACACAUUGGCCAUUGUACCACGGAUGCUCUCCAGCCUCAUAGGUCUAAGCCAACCCAUCUCCUUGGCUGGCUGUGCCACCCAGAUGUUCUUUUUUAUCACUCUGGCCAUCAACAACUGCUUUCUGCUCACAGCAAUGGGGUACGACCGCUAUGUAGCCAUCUGCAACCCCUUGAGGUACUUAGUCAUCAUGAACAAGAGGGUUUGUGCCCAGCUGGUGUUGGGGGCCUGCAGUAUUGGGCUGCUUGUGGCCAUAAUUCAGAUAUCAUCUGUGUUCAGGCUGCCUUUUUGUAAUAGAAAGGUAGCCCAUUAUUUCUGUGACAUCCGCCCAGUUAUGAAACUCUCCUGUGCUGAUACCACUGUACAUGACGUAAUUAAUUUUAUCAUCAGUUCACUGGUUAUUGUGGUGCCCAUGGGCUUGGUCUUCAUCUCCUACAUCCUCAUCAUCUCCGCAAUCCUCAAGAUUGCCUCUGCUGAGGGCCGCAAGAAAGCCUUUGCCACCUGUGCCUCCCACCUCACUGUGGUCAUUGUCCACUACGGCUGUGCCUCCAUUGCCUACCUCAAGCCCAAGUCAGAGAACACCAGGGAUCAAGACCAGCUGAUCUCUGUGAGUUAUACCAUUUUUACUCCACUCCUUAAUCCUGUUGUGUACACUUUAAGAAACAAGGAGGUCAAAGAUGCUCUUUAUCGUGCUAUUGGCAAAAAAUUUCUUGCCUAG
This is a messenger RNA of Cynocephalus volans (Philippine flying lemur), 933 nucleotides long. RefSeq names its product olfactory receptor 10J1-like. Gene Ontology annotation, biological process: detection of chemical stimulus involved in sensory perception of smell; G protein-coupled receptor signaling pathway. The transcript has a single exon. Gene Ontology annotation, cellular component: plasma membrane. Lineage: Eukaryota; Metazoa; Chordata; Mammalia; Dermoptera; Cynocephalidae. Bases 1 to 933 code for a protein of 310 amino acids. The record is from RefSeq and is a predicted model, not a curated record. Gene Ontology annotation, molecular function: G protein-coupled receptor activity; olfactory receptor activity.